Molecule: messenger RNA, 1143 nt
Organism: Beauveria bassiana ARSEF 2860
Lineage: Eukaryota; Fungi; Ascomycota; Sordariomycetes; Hypocreales; Cordycipitaceae
Product: histone H3 methyltransferase complex and RNA cleavage factor II complex, subunit SWD2
Exons: 3
Coding region: 1-1143 (380 amino acids)
Cellular component (GO): Set1C/COMPASS complex
Molecular function (GO): chromatin binding; protein binding
Source: RefSeq, a predicted model, not a curated record
AUGUCGUCCACCCCAAUGGACCUCGACCGCCCCGAGCGCAACGGCUCGUCGCUCAACAUUGCCCGGUCGACGGCGCCAGUCUCCAACCUCUGCGACGUCAUGUCGUCGUUUCGCCCGACCAAGCUUCUCCGUCGCGAAGACAUCAAAGACCCCCGCCAACCACCGCACGUGCUCUCGAUAGACUACAACGACGACGGCGAGCUGCUCAUGACAUCGGCCAGCGACGAGACACUGCAAAUAUAUAAUGUACGGGAAGGGAGGCACGAAAAGAGCCUUGUCAGCAAGAAGUACGGCGUCAAACUCGCGAAAUUCACACACACAAGCUCCAGCAUCAUCUACGCCAGCACCAAACAGAACAACGCCAUACGUUAUCUCGCCACGCACGACAACUCCUUCAUCCGCUACUUUGAGGGCCACGAGGCCCCCGUCACCUCCCUCGUCGUGCACCCCGGCAGCGACAACUUCAUAUCCUGCUCGCAGGACAACACAGUGCGCCUGUGGGACACGCAGACCAAGCACUGGCAAGGUCAGCUGCUCCUACGCGCGCCCUACCUAGCCGCCUACGACCCCUCGGGCACCGUCUUCGCCGUCGGCUGCCCGACCUCCGGGACCGUGCUUCUCUACGACGCUCGCCACUACGACCGCGCACCCUUCGCCACCGUCGACGUUGUCGAGCAGGCGCGCGCCGUCGACCCCGCGCACGUCGUCCGCGGGUGGACCGCGCUCGAGUUCUCCAACGACGGCAAGUCCCUGCUGCUCGGCACGCGCGGCGCCGGCCACUUUCUCUUUGACGCGUUCGAGGGCACGCUCAAGGCAUACCUGCGCCGUCCGGGCGGCGGCACGCGCAGGCUGGCCGUUGGCGAGAGCGGCGGCAGCGGUGCCGGUGCUGGCGAGUACGAGAGUAGCGGCGACUGCUGCUUCGCGCCCGACGGCCGCUUCGUAAUUAGCGGCUCCCGGCAGGAUGUGGUAACGUGGGACACGCUCAAGGCGUCAACCUCGGCGUCUCCAGACAAGAUUCUGGAGCCGACGUGGACGCUCCCGGACAAGCGCGAGGCGGCCGUCGUGGCGUUUAACCCGCGAUUCAAUUUCUUUGCGACGGCGGACACGGAUCUGCUCUUUUGGCUGCCGGAUCCACAUGCAUGA